Molecule: messenger RNA, 10778 nt
Organism: Cynoglossus semilaevis (tongue sole)
Lineage: Eukaryota; Metazoa; Chordata; Actinopteri; Pleuronectiformes; Cynoglossidae
Product: ATP-binding cassette sub-family A member 1-like
Exons: 49
Coding region: 1663-8469 (2268 amino acids)
Biological process (GO): transmembrane transport; lipid transport
Cellular component (GO): membrane; intracellular membrane-bounded organelle
Molecular function (GO): ATP binding; lipid carrier activity; ABC-type transporter activity
Source: RefSeq, a predicted model, not a curated record
GACAAUAACCCCCCCUCACAAACAGCUACAAUUAGACUGGUAAAAUAGGGCAAAAUUCGGGAGUGGAAGUGGACAUGACAAAAUACAGCCACUCCAUUCAAUAUGUGGUCUUUGGAAUUUGUUGCUGUGAUUCUUUUGCAACCACACUGUUCUUUAUGGACCACAUUAUGGAAAUGAAGAAGUAUGGAAAUGCAAAUGUGUGCUUUCUCUGUGGGGGGUUGUUGGUCUUCUGCCAUAUGCUGUUUUAAAAUCCACAUUUUAACACCAGUUCUCUGCCAAACAGAGUUGCAUGAAAGACAUCAGUUGUAACAAAGAAAAUUCCAAAUCACAAUGCAGAAAAAAGGAGAAAAAAUAUAAGUAGAACUAAGAGUGAUUCAUUUUCAUUCUUUUUUAAUGUAAACAUCCUAAGCAGAAUUGUUAAACAUCCUGUUUAGAACCCUUUCUUUGUAGGUCUAAAGCAAGAGUAAACAUCUGAAACCCUUUUACCCAGUAAACUACAAAAUGAAGCAAAAAUCAAGAUGGAGGAGCAGAAGUCAAAACACUCUAAUCAGAACCGUUUGUCCCGACAGUUGUUCUUCUCAGGUGACUGUCUUAUUAGGUCCAAUCCAAACAUUGUCAUUGAUGUCAGUGAUGUAUUUAAAAUGUUCCUUUUACUGUGCUGGGGGAUUUUGAGAGAGAAAAAACAGAUGCACACUUACUGCAAAUAUUAGUCAUUGUGUUCUUGUAGUACAUGAAGUUCUUGUUGAUUUUCAUUGCAUAAUUUUAUGAAUUGCGGAGGACUGACUGAGUGUGAGAGCAUUACUCAUGCAACCGGGGAAUUUUAUUGUUGGAAAUGUUUGAAUCACAUAAUCAUUUUCAUUUUCAGAAAAGUUCAUUCUUGUGGCUGCAUUGGUUUGAUCCUGCCAGUCUGGAUUAUAACCUCAUAAGGUUAGAGGUUCGAACGACAGAACUCAGUUUAUCCAUUUACAUGGAAAAGGCAUGUUUGGAUAAAACUGGCCUUCAAUCUGUUUGCCUGCUCUUCCAGGUCCUCUGAAAAUCAGAUAGCCUUAUUCUGGGAAAGACAGUCAACAUGAAAAAUAUACAUCAAGAUGUUAUAGUAAGCUAUCAUGCUUUUAGUUUAAUGGAAAAUUAAAAAUAAGUGUUGAACUCCUUAAGAAAACGAAACGUACUUCAGAAUACAUUUUUGCUUAAUGUGUUGUAAACUAUAUUGACUUUUGGGGUUAAAGAUUUCAGUACUGACUGAUAGAUUAAAAAUAUAAAGUCUUUAUAAUACUGUACUAGAACUCAUUUAAAAUACUUCACCUUUUCUGUGUGCAUUGGUCGCUUUCGUGGAAAUGACAUAGAAUGGACUUAGUGGACUGCACAAAAGUUCCAGGACUUUUGACUCAUCAAAUACAAAAUAACGAAAUGAAGUCAAUGUUUCUGCUGCCGUCCUCCUUGUUGAAACAUUAAUGACCUUUGAACGAUGUGUCGUGAUGAAGUGGGCCUCAGUCUACAGUGGCCAGCAGCCAUUCUGAGACUUUGGCAGACUUUUCUGGUUGAGUGCCGCCAUAACUAACUGUAGUCUGAGUUUCAGAUAACUUACCACUUUGAACUUUUCAUUGCUUUUAAAUACCCAGUGAGGAGCAGGAGUUCACUCAGUGAGGUUGGGCAGACAGCAACAUGGCAGUCUCCACUCAGCUGGGUUUACUGCUAUGGAAAAACUUCACCUACCGACGGCGUCAGACAAUCCAACUGCUGAUUGAGAUUAUCUGGCCGCUGUUUAUUUUCUUCAUCCUGAUCUCGGUCCGAAUGCACUAUCCGCCCUACGAGCAACAUGAAUGCCAUUUCCCCAACAAGGCCAUGCCCUCUGCUGGCACACUGCCGUGGGUUCAAGGAAUCAUCUGCAACGCCAACAACCCCUGUUUCCGCAAUCCUACUCCAGGAGAGAGUCCUGCAGUGGUGGGAAACUUCAACGACUCCAUAAUCUCCCGCCUGUUUAUUGAUGCCAAAAAGGUCUUGCUCUUCUCUCAGAAUGAUAAGAGCUAUGAAGGCUACAAGGGUCUGCUGAGGGCCCUCAGGAAGCUGCAGAAGAACACUGCACGUUUCAAGUUAAAGGACUUUUUGCGAGACAACGAGACGCUUUCCCACUUCCUGCACCACAAUGCCUCGCUACCUCACCAUGCAUUGAAGCAGAUCGUUGAUGCUGAUGUCAACCUUGAAAAGGUCCUGACAAAAGGUUUUGGCUUUCAUCUGAGAGACCUGUGUAACAGCACCCCUCUGGAAGAGUUUGUACACAUUGCGGACCACAACGUGUCCCUGAUGACGCAAGAAAUUAUCUGCAAGUCCUCCAGCGACUGGUUAGAUAGCGCUCAAAGCCACUUCCUGUCUAAUCUGGACUUUCUGAAACCUAUUCGGAAGGACGUCAGGUCAGAUCCUAAAGUGGUUCAGGAAGUCUCAGCUGCCACUGACAUUCUUCUGGAGAGCCUCGGUGCACUUGCUGUGGAGUUUGCAGGAAUGAACAGCUGGAGAGAUAUGAGAAAUGAGAUCCUGUAUCUGACUGCAAAUGCCACGGGCUCUCCAAAACAGAUGUACCAGGCCGUGUCACGUAUAGUCUGUGGACACCCCGAGGGAGGUGGCCUCAAAAUUAAGUCUCUAAACUGGUAUGAAGACAACAACUACAAAGCCCUGUUUGGAACCCAUGGCAAUGACAGCGACACUGAACCCCUCUCUGCCUACGACAACACUUCCACUCCCUUCUGUAACAACAUGAUGCGUAACCUGGAGUCCAGCCCCAUAUCCAGGAUGAUCUGGAGAGCUUUGAAGCCACUGCUCCUGGGGAAGAUCCUGUACACGCCAGACACCCCAGCCACCCAGAGGAUCAUCCAUGAAGUUAACAAGACCUUCCAGGAAUUUGGUGUGCUGAGAGAUUUAGGCAAAGUGUGGGAGGAGAUCAGACCCAAAAUCUGGAGCUUUAUGGAAAAUAGUGAAGAAAUGGACUUGGUUAGGACCCUGCUACAGAACAAUGCAAGUGCUGCAUUCCUCAAUGCCCAGCUCAGUGGAACUGAGUGGCGUGUGUCAGACGUGUUUGACUUCCUGUCAAAGGCGUCUGAGGACCAGCGGCCUGCAGGAUCAGCUUACACCUGGAGAGAGGUUUUCAACGAAACGGACCAGGCUGUACAAACCAUAUCACGCUUUAUGGAGUGUGUGAACCUGGACAAGCUGGAGCCUGUAGCUAAUGAGGAGAGACUGGUCAACAAGUCCAUGGGUCUCUUGCACAACCAGAAAUUCUGGGCCGGAAUUGUGUUUCCUGACGUCGACGGGGCCAACAGCACCGACCUGCCUCCCAACAUCAACUACAAGAUCCGCAUGGACAUCGAUAAUGUGGAGAGGACAAAUAAGAUUAAAGACGGGUACUGGGAUCCUGGUCCCAGAGCAGACCCUUUUGAAGAUCUUCGGUACAUUUGGGGAGGAUUCUCUUACCUGCAGGACGUCAUUGAGCAAGGCAUCAUCAGAGCUGUCACUGGCACCAAGGAGAGGACCGGCGUCUACAUUCAGCAGAUGCCCUACCCCUGUUAUGUUGAUGACAUGUUCCUUCGGGUUAUGAGUCGAUCCAUGCCUCUCUUCAUGACGCUGGCAUGGAUGUACUCUGUGGCCAUCAUCAUCAAAGGCGUUGUGUACGAGAAAGAAGCCAGGCUGAAGGAGACGAUGAGAAUCAUGGGACUGAACAACGGCAUCCUGUGGCUCAGCUGGUUCAUCAGCAGUCUAAUCCCUCUGCUGACCAGCGCGGGCUUGUUGGUGAUGCUUCUAAAGAUGGGAAACCUGCUGCCCUACAGUGACUCUGGCGUGGUGUUUCUCUUCCUGGGAUCAUUCGGUGUGGUUACCAUCAUGCAGUGUUUCCUCAUUAGCACCCUGUUCUCUCGCGCUAACCUGGCAGCUGCCUGUGGGGGCAUAUUUUACUUCACUCUAUACCUGCCCUACGUGCUGUGUGUGGCCUGGCAAGACUACAUCGGCUUUGGAGCCAAAAUCGUUGUGAGCCUGCUCUCACCUGUGGCUUUUGGGUUUGGAUGUGAAUACUUAUCAUUGUUUGAGGAACAAGGUGUGGGGAUCCAGUGGUCCAAUCUGCUGGCUAGUCCUCUUGAGGAAGACAGCUACAACCUCACCACCUCCAUCUGUCUCAUGCUGUUUGACGCUGUCCUGUACGGAAUAAUGACCUGGUACAUUGAGGCUGUGUUUCCUGGUCAGUAUGGAAUCCCCAGACCUUGGUAUUUUCCUUUUACGAGAACAUACUGGUGUGGAGAGAAGCAAAACAAGGACAUCGCCUCCAGCCUGUCCAAGAAGGGCAAUGCUGAUGCAGUGUGUAUUGAGGAGGAGCCAGGACAAAUUGAUCCAGGUGUUUACAUCGAGAACCUGAUCAAGGUCUACAGCCAUGGGAAGAAGCUGGCUGUGGACGGCCUGACACUGAAGUUCUAUGAGGGACAGAUCACCUCCUUUCUCGGACACAACGGGGCAGGGAAAACCACAACCAUGUCAAUCCUGACGGGAUUGUUCCCUCCCACCUCUGGUACAGCGUACAUCCUCGGCAAAGACAUUCGCACCGAGCUCAGCACCAUCAGACAGAACCUGGGGGUCUGUCCUCAGCACAACGUCCUCUUCAGCAUGCUGACUGUCGAGGAGCACAUCUGGUUUUACGCCCGUCUUAAGGGGCUUCCUAAGGAGCAGGUGGAGGCUGAGAUGGAUCAGAUCGUGAACGAUGUUGGACUGCCUCACAAACGAAAGUCUCGCUCCAACACCCUGUCAGGUGGGAUGCAGAGGAAGCUCUCAGUGGCUCUUGCUUUUGUUGGUGGCUCAAAGGUUGUGAUUUUGGAUGAACCUACAGCCGGGGUGGAUCCUUACGCACGUAGGGGCAUCUGGGACCUGCUGCUGAAAUACAGACAAGGUCGAACCAUUAUCCUGUCGACUCAUCACAUGGAUGAGGCUGACAUACUGGGCGAUCGUAUUGCCAUCAUUUCGCACGGCAAGCUGUGCUGCGUGGGCUCUUCACUCUUCCUGAAAACCCAAUUGGGAACAGGGUACUAUCUGACGCUGGUUAAAAGAGACUACGACCUGGCGCUACACUCCUGCAGGAACUCUGCCAGUACGGUGUGCUACAGCAAGAAGACGAGCGAGAAGGAGGACAGUGUGUCAGAGAGCAGUUCAGACGCUGGACUGGGCAGUGAACCAGAGAGUGAAACCACCACCAUUGAUGUGUCCCUCAUCUCUAAUAUCAUAUUCAAGCACGUCCCAGAGUCUCGCCUAGUGGAGGAUCUUGGCCACGAAAUUACCUACGUCCUACCCUACCAAUCUGCCAAGGAUGGGACCUUUGUGGAACUCUUCCACGAGCUCGAUGACCGACUAACGGAUCUGGGAAUAUCCAGCUAUGGGAUAUCUGACACCACCCUGGAGGAGAUCUUCUUGAAAGUUGCCGAGGACAGUGGAGUGGACACUGUCCAGCUGUCAGAUGGAGUCGUACCAACCAGGACUCGUCGUCGUCACGCUUUUGGAGACCACCAGAGCUGUCUGAAGCCCUUCACCGAAGAUGACUUUGAUUUCAAUGACUCUGAAGAAUCCCGUGAGACUGAUUGGCUCAGUGGAACAGAUGGCAAAGGCUCAUACCAGGUCAAAGGCUGGAGUCUAAAAAGACAGCAGUUUGUUGCACUACUCUGGAAACGAUUCCUUUAUGCUCGGCGUUCCCGGAAGGGAUUUCUUGCUCAGAUUGUUCUCCCUGCAGUGUUUGUCUGCAUCGCUCUGGUGUUCAGCUUGAUUGUUCCUCCGUUCGGAAAGUAUCCCAGUUUGGCUUUGGAUCCUGGCAUGUAUGGAGAGCAGUUCACCUUUAUCAGUAAUGACUUACCUGAGGAUUCACACACAUCUAAAUUACUGGGAGCUCUGACAGAAAAACCAGGUUUUGGAACACGUUGCAUGGACGGAGCCUCUAUUUUGAAUGCAUCUUGCAAUGCAGUAGGCGAGUGGUCACUGCCACAAGUCUCUCAGGGCCUGAAAGACAUAUUUGACAAAGGCAACUGGACAAUGGAGCAUCCAUCGCCCCUCUGUGAAUGCAGCUGUGAAGGCCGCAAGAGAAUGCUGCCAGAGUGUCCGGCUGGAGCUGGUGGACUUCCACCACCGCAGGUGAAAAUCAGUGACACAGACACACUUCAGAAUUUGACUGGCAGAAACAUCUCAGACUACCUGGUGAAAACAUAUGCCCAGAUUAUUGGCAAGAGCCUGAAGAACAAGAUCUGGGUCAAUGAGUUCAGAUACGGUGGAUUCUCACUGGGUGCCAGAGGUUCUCAGCUUUUGUCCCACAAAGAUGAAAUCGAUGUUGCAAUCGCACAUUUGAGGAAACGCUUCCAUCUGGAACGGGGAACUGCAGCAGAUCGUUUCUUCCACAGUCUCUCCAGUUUUAUCCAAGGAUUGGACACAAAUAAUAAUGUCAAGAUCUGGUUCAAUAACAAAGGCUGGCACAGCAUCGGCUCUUUUCUCAACGUGAUGAACAACGCCAUCCUCCGGGCAAGCCUUCCACCUGGCAAAAACCCAGCAAAGUUUGGCAUCACUGCCCACAAUCACCCCCUCAACCUUACAAAGGAGCAGUUAUCGCAGGUUGCACUGAUGACGACUUCAGUGGACGUUCUGGUGUCAAUUUGCGUGAUCUUUGCCAUGUCAUUUGUCCCGGCCAGUUUUGUGGUUUUCCUCAUUCAAGAGCGAGUGAACAAGGCAAAGCACAUGCAGUUCAUCAGUGGAGUUCAGCCCCUCCUGUACUGGCUGGCCAACUUUGUAUGGGACAUGUGCAACUACAUUGUUCCAGCCACUCUGGUUAUCAUCAUCUUUAUUUGUUUCCAACAAGACGCCUACGUGUCCUCCACUAAUCUGCCGGUGCUGGCCCUGCUGCUGCUGCUUUAUGGGUGGUCGAUCACACCCCUGAUGUACCCAGCAUCAUUCUUCUUUAAGAUCCCCAGCACAGCCUACGUAGUUUUAACCAGCGUCAACAUACUGAUAGGAAUCAAUGGCAGUGUCUCCACAUUUGUCCUGGAACUAUUCGGGAGUAACGAAAUUGGCGGCAUCAAUGACAUCCUGAAGAACGUGUUCCUUAUCUUUCCACACUUCUGUCUGGGCAGAGGACUGAUUGACAUGGUGAAGAAUCAGGCCAUGGCUGAUGCUCUAGAGAGGUUUGGCGAAAACCGUUUCCGUUCACCCCUGGCCUGGGACAUGGUGGGAAAAAACCUGUUUGCAAUGGCAAUAGAGGGCGUCAUCUUCUUCACUAUCACUGUGCUGAUUCAGUAUCACUUCUUCUUCAAAGCCAGAUCCUCUGCCAGUCAUCUGAAGCCCAUUGGAGAAGAGGAUGAAGACGUGGCCAGAGAGCGACAGAGGAUUUUAGGAGGAGGAGGACAGUCUGACAUCCUGGAGCUGAGAGAACUCACCAAGAUUUACAAGCGGAAACAGAAGCCGGCGGUGGAUCGGCUGUGUGUUGGGAUUCCCCCGGGAGAGUGUUUUGGUUUGCUGGGAGUCAACGGUGCCGGGAAAACCAGCACUUUUAAAAUGCUGACCGGAGACUCAGUGGUGACCAGUGGGGAGGCCUACCUGGCAGGCAAAAGUGUUAACACAGAGAUCAAUGAAGUGCACCAGAACAUGGGUUACUGUCCUCAGUUUGAUGCUAUUAAUGACUUACUGACUGGAAGAGAGCAUCUGGAGUUUUACGCCAUCCUGAGAGGAGUUCCAGAGAAAGAAGUGUGCGAGGUGGCAGAGUGGGGAAUCAGAAAGCUGGGCUUGGUAAAGUACGUGGACAAAGCUGCAGGAAGCUACAGUGGAGGAAACAUGAGGAAACUGUCCACUGCCAUCGCUCUCAUAGGAGGUCCACCUGUGGUCUUUCUGGACGAACCAACGACGGGCAUGGACCCUAAGGCGAGACGAGCCUUAUGGAACGCCAUCCUCAGCAUCAUCAAAGAGGGGCGAUCUGUAGUGUUGACCUCUCACAGUAUGGAAGAGUGUGAAGCUCUUUGUACCAGGAUGGCUAUCAUGGUGAAUGGCAGGUUCCGUUGCCUGGGCAGCGUGCAGCACCUCAAGAACAGGUUUGGAGAUGGUUACACCAUCAUUCUGCGAGUGGCAGGGCCAGACCCUGACCUUCGACCUGUGAUGGAGUUCAUUGAACGGGAGCUUCCAGGGAGCACGUUAAAGGAGAGACACCGUAACAUGCUGCAGUACCAGCUGGCCUCGUCUCUCACCUCUCUCGCCCGCAUCUUCUCCCUGCUGUCUGUCCACAAGGAGGCGCUCAGCAUAGAGGACUACUCCGUCUCCCAGACCACCUUGGACCAAGUGUUUGUAAAUUUCGCCAAGGACCAAAGUGACGAGGACAGUUUGAAAGAUGUCCAUCUGAAUAAACGGGAUGCAGUGGUGGUGGACUGUUCCCAGUUGAACUCCUUCCUCAUGGACAACAAGACCAGGGAAAGCUGCGUCUGAUUUUAUGACAUACCAACAUCAGUGGGUGUUGUCGUGCCUCCCCCGUCCUCCCCCCACUUCAAGAAGACAUGGACCACUAACCUGAGGGGAGAACAACGACUUUUUUUUCUUUUCUUUUUUUUAAUUCCUUUUUGUAGUCUUUUUCAAUUUUUAUCCGUGUUCCUGCGCUCCACCUCGAGCUGCCUUCUCAAAAACAGGCAGCGGCCGCAGGUUUGGAGACAGACACUGAAAACUCAAUGCAAGUCAAUGCAUAUAUUAUAUUAUAUAUAUUUAUAAUAAGAUGAUAUUCCAGUGGGGGUGGGAGACUGGUGCUUCUCCUUCACCGGUGGACAACGAACACUUGAAGACAGUGGAGUGAUACUGCUGUGUUAGUCUGGGGGGUUCAGUAGCCCAGCUACUAAUGUGAAGGACAAGACAUUUGAAAAAAGAGAAGCAGACGUCAGUACUGUGUGACGUCCCAUUCCAAGAUCUAGUCUGCUUCAGCCAGCAUGAACCGGUCUGUGCUACACUGAGAUGGAAAACAGGAGGUCGUUUGGAUAAGUUACUGCCAAUUAGAAAAGUCUCUCUGACUUUGUCCUCUAUUCAGGGUCAACCCACUUUCAAAACCUAUUUUCAUGAUUAGGCUUUUUGUUUUAUAAUGAACUACGUUUAUAAAAGUGUUUGCUAUCCUCUGGAAACUUGUUACAUUUGAAACUGUUCAUAUUGUUUGGAUACUUUAUUCAUAACAGAAGAUCCAGUUAUUUUAUUUUUUAUUUUUUGUCCUGACAUCUUUGACAUUGUCCCCCAUCGUGCCUGUAUUAUAUGAAAGGAGACGGACAAUGUCAGCACUCCAUUAACAGCAGUCCAUGAAAGAUGGUGAGGGAUGUACGAGACAGACAGCAACAUGGAUCAAAGCACAACUAUGAGCUUCUGACUGUGAUAACUGCUGAAGGCUCGAUCCGAUCCUCGGGAUCAAUAUCGGUCUGAUAUUGGUCAAAAUUUCAGGAUUGAGCAUUGAAAAAAUUAAAUCAUAAGUCAGCCGCUCUGAUACCUCAGUCUAAGUCCAGGAAACUGGAGGAAGAAAAAAGGGUUAGAAAUGACAUCGUUAUCGGCAGAUACUUCAAAUUGCAAUAUCGGAUGUGACAUUUGGUAUGGAGCCAAUCCAUACUUACUUCAGAUCAGUGUUUAAUACUGGUUUAUUUUUUCAAACCUACCAUUUUUUAUGGAUUUGAUUAAUGAGAACAAGGUGAAACCAGAUUUGGAAAGUAAAGGAUUCCCUGUAAAGUGCAUGCUACACUGGGCUACACAUCCCAACUAUUAGCACUUCUGUGUGUUUGCCUGAAGCCACCAGUCGGGUCAGCAUGUCCGGGACUGUGGAGGACUGAGGUUCGCGUAUAAGAACACCAGGCUUCAAUUCCAUGUGUGUUAUUUUAAUAUCUGUGCGAUUUUGAUCAAAUGAAGAUGAUGGAGAUGUUUCUGCCCAAACCUGUGGAUCAGUGGUAGAGGGGACGACUUCACCCCUCAAAAAUGUUUUUUUUGUAUCAUAUCUGAAAUCAAUGCCUGUUCCAUUUAUGUGUACGCGCACAUGUACGAGCACAGUGGAGGCGUGUCAGAGCUGAGCCAGCACCGCUGUGUGAUGUUGUACUGUCUAACGUUCCCAGUGGAGUGAAACAAAUGUAUCUGUGCCAAAUGAAGCUACAAAUGUAUCUCUGAUCAACCAGCAUAAUCCUGGGUAGGCAAACCAUUUCUAGGAAUGUGAUCGUCAACUGAAAAUGUACGUUAACUUUUAAUUCACUUUUUAUUCUCUGCGACAGGACACUUGCUCUUCAUCAGACUUAGAGUAGAAGCAGCUAUCUCAUCCUGAAGUGAUGUUGCCAAACUGUAGCCUUUAUGUCCAAUAACAUUAAGAGGCUCAUUACAUUAUCUCAGAUAAGGUUAAAGGUGCGUUUGUAUCCAGAGAUAGUCAGUAAAAGAGAGUACACAUGAACAGGGACCACGUCAUUUCAACAUGUGUGUUCAACUCUUUCACUGUUCAAAAACAGUUAUAAAUGUUCUUCUUUUUUUUUUUAAAUUAGCACUUUACAGGCACAAUUCACAGCCUUUUUUCCCCAGAUAUACUGAGGUUAUAGUUAAUAUUAUUUACUUUUAUCUGCACUACGACAGAGAGAGAUCUCCUAAUCGCGAUGUGAGGGGAAAAAAAAAUGUAAUGGUGGUAAUUCUUCUCUUCCUGUGCUCAAUAUUAUUGUUUGUUUACAUUUCUAAGUAUUGAAUAACUGUUUGUGUCUGUUAUUGUGAUAAGUUACUCUUUAAUAAAUAAGACAAAAAUCUGA